GAUAGCGUUGAUUCCUCUUCAGGUACUGAUAGAACACCAUCAACUUCUGCUGCCAUCGAAAGAAGAAAAGGUCAUAUAUUGGACCUACUAAUGGCCAGACUUCAAGAAUGGCUGGACUCAACCCUGCGAGAGCGAGGUGGUAGCAACGGCCAAGACAGCUCAGAAGUUACUCAAAGUUCAGCAACGACAGUCCUCAAUUACUUGGGGCAGGUAUCAGACAGACCACCUACUCAAAAGCGCCGAAGAGAGGAUUCCGAUGAUGAGUAUGACGAGAACAAUGACGGGGCACCAAAUCGAAAUCAGAAGGAGACAUGGGCAAUGCCGGAACCUACAGAGAUGAGAUAUGUCUGCCCCUUCUUUAAACACAACCGCGAGAGAUAUCAAACGUCUCAAUGGAAAAGCUGCUGUUGGCCAGGUUGGACAUCUGUUCAUCGAGUCAAGGAGCAUCUUUAUCGUCGACACAUGCUACCCAAAUUCCGCUGCAAUAGAUGCAGGCAAGACUUCAAGUCAGCCUUCAACCUGAAUGAACAUCAAAGAGCCGACAAUAUUUGCCAGAGGCAAAAUGAAGACUUUGCAGAAGAGGGUAUCAAUGAAGAACAGGAAAGAUUACUCCGUAUCAGAAAGAGGAAGAAUGGAAAAUCCCGACAAGUAGCAGAAGAAGAGAAGUGGGUUGAUAUGUAUAAGAUUCUCUUUCCUGACGAUGACCCCGUUCCUACUCCAUAUCCCGAAUUAUGUCAUUUGCAACCCGACCAAGAAAUCGAGCUGCCUAGGGCGAAUGUGCUGGACAGUUUUGAGGACUACGCACGACGUGAGUUUUCAAGACGCAUGCGGCCUCGUAUGGAGAGUUUAGUCGAUGGAAUCCUGGAACAAGCGCUCACCUCUCAAACGAUCACCGAUGUCGCAAAUAACGUCCUCCAGGGUAUUAUGGAAUCUUUUCGUGAGAGUCAAAACCAAGAGGCUUGCCAACCAGAAUCCCAGAAGUCGCCCUCGAGAAGUCCUAGCCCUCAAAGGAUGCCUGUUGACAGCUCUACCCAAGUGCGUCAAUCAAGCCAUACUUUUGAAGGCGGCCCCUAUUCGAACUUGGAAAUUGACCUGGAUGAGAUACUAAACUCUCUUGAUGCUAACCAGUCAUUUGAUUUUGAGCGGUGGGGAGCGGAAGAUGAAGGCACAAACACAUUUCAUCCUUUUACGCUCCAGGUUGAGCAGUAUAAUAAGGCAAACGCCUGA
Fusarium oxysporum Fo47 is the source of this 1227-nucleotide messenger RNA. RefSeq lists its product as uncharacterized. The record is from RefSeq and is a predicted model, not a curated record. Lineage: Eukaryota; Fungi; Ascomycota; Sordariomycetes; Hypocreales; Nectriaceae. The transcript has 3 exons. Bases 91 to 1227 code for a protein of 378 amino acids.